CAGUUAGUAUUGCAAUGAUUGGAGUGUUAAAAAACCCCAAAGAUAGCUGCAUGUUCUUGUGCUCUCUGAAAUCAGGUCAUUCUUAAGUGAUAGCGUAUGUGUAAUAAAUUAGCAUGAUGCGGGAUAAAAACAACUGGAUGAAGUAUUGAUGUUUAAAAUUGAUCUGUACUUUAUGAAAACUGCCUUUACAUUCAGAAGUGCACGUUUGAAAGAGCUGUGGAUUAUAUACACGCGCAGAUGGAAAAUAAGUGUGAAGAAAUAACAGGGAAUAAACAAUUACUAUCUCGCAGUAAAGAUAAUAGAUGAAAAAAGGAGUCAAUUUUAGUUUUCUUAAACGAUGUUUGGUCGUUGGUAUUAGAUUUCAGCGAGUUCUGGUGUGUUUUGGAUGAGCAGGAAAAAAACAUUUGAAAAUAAGAAGGAUUUGUUUCAAAUCAUAAGGGUGUAAUUAUAUAUAAUUUGAUUCCGUGAUGUGGAUGUAAUAUGGUCUUAAAUACUUGCAUUGCAUACAAAGGCGCAAUAUUCGUUAUAUAAUUUAAACUUGCAUCAAGUGGACAGGUACUGAUGAAAUAUCAUGCCUUAUAUUAACCAGCGGGUUUAUUGUACUGAGGAUACGCGUACGUGAGCCAGUUCAUACAACGCGCAAACAAAAUAAACAAACGAGGUGACUAAGAUAUAAAGAUUCAAGUGACAUACAUCAUCGCAACCUGCAGAGGAAAAUAUAUGUUACUACGGCACUAAAUGUAUAAAAUGUAAUACUUGCACAAUAAAUUAUAUUCAGAAUAAAGAAGUUUAUGGAAAAAACCUCGAUAGAGUUAUUUACGUAAUUAAGGUCCAGAUACUAGGUAUAAAAUCGUAUUCAUUACGAAAAAGUAUAACCACGGAUUUCGUGCUGGCAAAUGCAGGUGGUGACAGAAUUGUAUAUACAAUACGGACGCGAUGAAAUAACUGAUUAGAAAUACCAUGCCGGAAAGGGACAUUGAGGCUGAGAAGCCCCUGCAAAAGGGCGCCCGCGAGCCGCGGGGACGGCGGUGCAAUAUGGGUGGUGUGGAUUUCCGGUGGGUGGCGGCGUGCGUCUCUCUGACCCUGAUUGGCGUUGCUAUAGGCUAUUGGGUGGUCAAGCCUAUAGGGGCGGGAGUACCGCCCAUUUGUCAUUGUGAGAAUCUACGCUUCUGUGAGCGGGUUACGGAUACAACGAGAAAAGAGGUGUUCAUGUUUUCAUUGCGGGCGACUGCGACAGACUGGCAGCACUAUGAUUGGACCAAAGUGACCACGGUUGUAAUGGUCGGGUAUCUAGACAUGGGGCUUGUCUGUCUCGCCCAUGAACAUGGUGCUCGGGCUGUUAUCAUUGGCGACGUGUCGGCGGACGUGUUUGUGAGUCCGGACAAGCGGAAGUCAUGGAUCGCCAAGCAGCUCGAUGUCGUGGACCGCCACUUCCUGGACGGCCUUAAUUUCGACUUCGAGAACCCCAUUCUUCCGAGCCAGUUUGACCUGAGGGACGGAUAUACCGCCCUCGUGCGGGAGACGCGCGCGGCCCUCGUGGAGAAGUUCCCAUUUGCCAUGGUUUCCGUGGACGUGGCAUGGGGCGUCCAGGGCGUUGAUGAGAGAAACUAUGACUACCAGGGGCUGGCGGCGGCGGCCGACUUCCUGUUCGUUAUGGCAUACGACAUGCAGAGUCAGGUCCGGGGGUCCUGUGUCGCCGGGCCCAACAGUCCCUUCCCAAGUGUCAUGGAAGGUGUACAAAGCUAUCUGAAUGCCAGUAUCUCCCCCGACAGGCUGGUUCUGGGUCUACCCUGGUACGGCUACAACUACUCUUGCCUCGCCUUGUCCACGGAAAACGUGUGUUCCAUCCGCGCCAUCCCGUUCCGGGGCGUGUAUUGUAGCGACGCGGCCGGUAAUGAGAUCAACUUCAAUAUCAUUUCCAGUCUGCUCGAGUCUUCCACUUCCGGACGACUCUGGGACGAAGAGUCACAGACGCCAUACUUUAACUAUGAGAUGCACGGCGAGUCUCUGCAGGUCCGAUAUGAUGACCCAAAGAGCCUCACAGUGAAAUAUCAGUACGCGAUAGACGCGGGGCUGCGGGGUGUUGGGGUGUGGAACACGGAGGCACUGGCGUACAGCUCCCAAGUGCCGCGCGACAUCUGGGACGUCCACGAAAUGUGGGCCGCGCUGCCUGACUUCCACGAGAAUCAGCCUCACAACCACCGGAAACAAUCGACAAGGCACGUAGGGCGUGAUUAGGCACAAGUGGUGGACAUACGAACGGAAAGUAGAUCCGGGAUUGACUGUAAUCGUAGAUUGGUGACUCAUUAAUUGAACAUGGUGACAAUGAUCGUGGAUUAUUUGGUGCUGCUCCCGAUAUCAGGGGAGAUUGCGGGUACAUUCGGAGCUCCUCGGCCAUUUUUAUCGAAAAAACCCUCGGAUGCAUCUGGACGGUUAACAUACUCAGAAAGCGGUACGUUUAAGUCCGCUGCAAGUAGAUCGCGUAGUAAUUUUAUUUAGAAGUUAAACUUCAUGACUCAACUCUUGGGAAUCUUAAUCAUGUUUGAAAUGAUACACUUCACUGGCAAUGAAUGUAAACUUAGAUCAAUAGAUACAACUCUAAAGCUCUAUAUUCAAUUUAUGAUAUAAUUAAAAAAUACGAACUACUUCAACUGAUAUACCGGCAUACAUCCGAGGUUGUUUUCGAUAAAAAUGACCGAGGAGCUCCGAAUGUUGUUGAUACUGAUGAAACAAUGGGUCGUGGCAUUGGCUUUUACCAUAUUCUGGAAUAAUAGUACACUUACGGUGAUAUACAGGCGACAAUUUGGAUCUAGGACUUAAUUAUCUCUAAGUCGUGGCUACGACAUACUAAUAAUUUUUCGGUUUCCGAUUAGAUCCGUUGCCAGGUAACGAGGCUUGAGUUAGUAAGUCGUUGUCACAAGAUAAGGAAGACGUUAUUAUGACGUAGUCAUGAAAUACCAUAUGUAACCUCUAUGUUACUGUAUUCUACAUUUGUCAUGGUAACAUAUUUGAAUAUUUUGUUCGAAACUAUUAGUAUGACACCAAUAUACUUACAUUCCAACACGCUGUUAGUGUAACAUUCAUGGAAAUUAGUCAUUUGGAUGAGCAAGCCCAAGUGCUGACACUGGUGCUUGGGAUCACUUUUUUCAACAAGCCCUGCUGUAUAAAAUAAAGAAUAUAAGCAAGCCCCUAAGCAUUUAACCAAUGCAGGGCUUGUGACUUGUGGGUUGUGCUAAUUUUGACCACUGAACUGUGCAUUUUAUGUAUUUAUUCUACGUGUUACGGUGCUAUUCAUUUGGAAUAUACCAAAGAUUAAUAUAAAAGCGGAGGCAUUCAUUUCGCAAAAUUCAUUAAGAUUUGUAAUAAUAUAUACUAUGCAUUAUAAUUAAUGUAUCUAUUUACAUGUAUAAAUUGCUCAAGACAGAAUUGUUUGCGCAAUCAUUGUUUAGGGUUGUCAAUGACAUUUACACCUCGCUGGGUGCACCCAUCCUCCCCGGUCCCAUCUGUAAACUCAAUAUAUAAUUGUGCACAUUUGACACUCAUGUUAUGUUUGUCUAAGUUUCGGUGCGCUCUCGUCCACCAAAAAUCAAAUUUGCCAAUGCGAGUCAUAUCAUGCAAUUGUGUUGUCGUUAAAAAUAUAUCUGCAAUUGUGUUGUCGUUAAAAUAAUCUGGGAUACCAACAUGAUGAGUCCAGCCUAUAAACUGGAAAACCCAGACCAUAUGUUUCAUCAGAAAAAGUUCAGUUCAUGCGAGGAGGCGGAGAAGGAUAGACGACAGUGUCCAGCAUGAGUAAGUUCUAUUUAUUUUCAAUUGCCGACUGUCCAGACCUCGGCCCGCUUGAACAUGGAAAAUACAAAAAUGUUUCUAAUUAUCGUCACGGAAAUACCGUUACGUUUACGUGUGAUGAGGGAUACCGGCUGGUCGGCAUGAACACGUCAACGUGCGGGGACUUCAAGACAUGGUCCUCUCCUGUGCCCGUAUGUAAAGAGGUUAAAGUGUGCAUUUCCGCCGGCUGGCGGAAUGCAACGAUCGUACUGGCAUCUUUCAUCGUUAUCCUUCUGAUUCAUCAGAUCCUGUACUAUAUCGUUCGUCUGCGCAUGCGACAUUCUCCGAAGGAUGAAGAACGUGCGGUCAAUGGGGCGGCCUUCAACGCCGACAAAAGUGUGGUCAGUUUGGUAGUUGAACAAAAAGAAACGGAUACAAGAAGUAACUCUUUGAAAUCAAAUCGUAGCGGAGAUUCUGGGAUUGAGAUCAGCCGCGAAAGCCGAACUGUUAGUGAAGAAAGAGGUGGUGACACAGGAAGGGUCCUUGACACGGAGCGCGAUACCUUAUCUGGAAGAGACACACACGGACCUCUCAGAAGAGGAGCCGCAAGGGAACCAAACAUAGAUCAGAACGGCGGGAUAGAGAGUGCUCCUUCAACGAAGCGCGCCGAAAGGGAACCCAAUAUGGAGUCCAACGCGCCCACAAAAAGCUGUGACACAGGCGAAAGUUCCACAGGCAAAAGUCCCGCAGGCGAACGUCCCACAGGAAAUGCGAAUGCCUCCCUCGGUGAUAACGCUACGGAUCCACACAAUUCCGAGAGGGACCCAUUGCUUACCAGCUACCAGCAAUGACAUUGCUUUACAAUUAUUUUCAAUCAAUCAAAGUUGUGUGUAUUCGUUUUAUUUUAUUCCUCUUGCAGUGCCAUAUUUGAUUCUUUUUGAAAUAUCAGUUUGCUGUGAUCAUAUAUUGGUCAUGGAUACCCAGUUUUUUAUUCAGCACUUAAGUCAUUUUUUUUCUCAUAUUGAAAAGGUUUGAUUGUUGAACUCCCAUUUAAGUCUACACAUUUUGUUCAAAGUCAGCCUUCUAUUAAGAAUUUGAAACUGGAUGUAUGAACUUCAUGUCCAUCCAUAUUGGACGUUUUUCACUGAAAUUUGGAAGCUUAAAUCCCCGGAAUACAAUUACUUUUUCCACUGUAUUUCAACUUGCAUGUUAAAAAUCAGAUAAAUUGAAACUAAAAUUUUCCAAAUUCACAGAUUUUGAUUAUAAUAAUGCAUUUUCUUUAAGAGUGAUUGAAAUUGUGACCAUAAAAGUAAUAUUGACAUUUGAUAUUUUUGAACUUCCAAGCUUUCAACUUUGGAACUUUUCUUAAAAAAAAUAUGGAAGUGUUUGUACUUUCAAGGGAUCAAUUUCGGACGUUUUUACCCAUUUCUAGGGAGUAAUAUACUUCCAAACUUCCUUUAACGGAAGCCCUGCAAAGCUAUCUGUGAUCAAAAAUAUGUAUGUGAUAUUUUUGCUCAAUAUGUUCAACACACAUUUUAAAUUAGCAUUUUUAGUUCGUGUUGUGUAAUUGUUUGUUUUGUUGUUUUUAUAUUGUUUUACUUUAAUUAUUUAUUUCAUUAAACCAAAAUUCAUGUUUA
Mya arenaria is the source of this 5402-nucleotide messenger RNA. RefSeq names its product di-N-acetylchitobiase-like. Bases 961 to 2238 code for a protein of 425 amino acids. Gene Ontology annotation, molecular function: chitinase activity; chitin binding. The transcript has 9 exons. Gene Ontology annotation, biological process: carbohydrate metabolic process; chitin catabolic process. The record is from RefSeq and is a predicted model, not a curated record. Gene Ontology annotation, cellular component: extracellular region. NCBI's taxonomy places the organism in Eukaryota, Metazoa, Mollusca, Bivalvia, Myida, Myidae.